This is a messenger RNA of Dacryopinax primogenitus, 574 nucleotides long. RefSeq lists its product as uncharacterized. The record is from RefSeq and is a predicted model, not a curated record. Lineage: Eukaryota; Fungi; Basidiomycota; Dacrymycetes; Dacrymycetales; Dacrymycetaceae. The transcript has 5 exons. The coding region runs from base 68 to 427 and encodes 119 amino acids.
GCAAACCCCAAUACCUUCAUACCAACAGUAUCCUGUCAUCCAACUAGACUAGUCGUUGUCGAUAAUAAUGCCUGUGGACGAAGAAUACGUUAUCGAGUACAUUUCUCAAGCUAGAGUUGUAGAGGAUGGAGAAGGAGGGAAAGAAUGGGUAUAUAAAGUUCAUUGGGUUGGAUUUCCGGAAGAUCAAGCCAGCCACGAACAUGACAAUGGCUUCUUCCCGGACCCGUUAAAGGACUUCUGGGAGGCUACCGGCAAGUCGAAUAACUGUCAUGAGUAUGAGCCUGGCGCAAUCGUCAAGCCUUCUCCGGAGUACAUCGGUAAGGCCCACUUGCCUUCUGUGUUACCUUCGAUCCUUGUCAGCUGUGGUAUAGACGCCCGGGCGAAGGUGCCAACGCAGGAAACGACAAUCGCGUCCGUUCCCUCUUGAUGGAUUUAUUUCCCCUUAGAGUUCGUUGCCUCGCGGUUCGAUUGUUAUUCUAUGAUAUGUAUCAUGAGACGUUUUCUGUUGUUAUCAAUGUAACCCAAGACGAAUUGCCAAGCUAAAUUCUGCGAUCGGCCGAAAGGGUUUAUACAG